AUGACCUAUGACUCACACAUCCUGGAUGUUGUUCAGAAUUUAGCUCCACCACCAGUGGAGGUGGUGAUAUUAGCUGAUUCCCUCUUGCUGGCCUGGUCUGGAUUGAAAUGUGGAGUUCGUCCUGUUGACUUGGAGAACCAGAAAAGUUUCCUGCUGUCUGGAUUCUUUUCUAGAAUUGUUGGAGGCAGAAAUUCAGUGGCUGGGGGGCAACCCUGGCAGGUAUCUCUCAAGUUGGGUCGUUUCCACUUCUGUGGUGGCAGUUUAAUACAAGAAGAUGUGGUUGUAACUGCAGCUCACUGCGUAUUCACCCUUGAGCAGAAACUAGUGAAGAAUCUCAUUGUGACUGUUGGAGAACAUAACCUCAGAAAGGCAGACGAGCAAGAACAGAACAUUCCUGUCUCACAAGUCAUUGUUCACCCUGACUUCAACAGACUUGGCUACAUGCAUUCUGAUAUCGCUCUGCUAUAUCUGAAAUACAGAGUAAAAUACGGACCUAGGGUUCAGCCAAUUUGCCUUCCCCACAAAGAUGAUAAAUUUGAGGCCGGGACUCUUUGUGUUGCUAGUGGCUGGGGCAGAGUGUCUGAGGCUGGUGAACUAUCUAAUGUUCUACAGGAGGUGGAGCUCCCCAUCAUUGAUAGGGGAACCUGCAGUGCCCUGUUAAAGCAAAUGAAUCUGCCUCCAGUAGCAAGCUCCAUGCUGUGUGCUGGCUUUCCUGAUGGUGGGAAGGAUGCUUGCAAGGGCGAUUCUGGAGGUCCUCUCGUGUGUAGAAGAGCCAGUGGCAUCUGGACUCUGGCCGGUGUCACAUCAUGGGGAGUUGGCUGUGCAAGAGGCUGGGAUGUCCUUGGGAAAAGCAUCAGUGAAAGGGGUUCCCCGGGCAUCUUUUCCAAUGUAGCUGAACUGAUGGACUUCAUCACCCAGAACGUUAUCCCUGCUGCAGAGCCAGAUCACCUUCCCCCGCACUUUCCUGAAGGAUGCAGCUCCCAUGGAAUGCUGGUCUUUGGAGAAAGUGGCCGUAUUCAGUAUCCCCAACCCAGUGAGAGUAACUACCUAGAUAACAGCCUGUGCGUGUGGAAUAUAAUUGUGCCAGAAGACAAGAUUAUAUUGAUACAAUUCACCAGAUUAGACCUAGAGAGCCAGAUCACGUGUGACCAUGACUACGUGUCCUUCUAUUCGGACAAAAGAGAGCUAAUUGGUAAAAUCUGUGGGGAUGUGUUACCAAUCCCCCUGCUGAUAGACUCUAACCGAGCAAUGGUUACUCUCGUUUCUGAUGGAAGCAACACCGGCAGUGGCUUUGAAUUCACCUUCACAGCUAUACAUAAGGAAUCGGAAGCAGGUUCUGGUUGUGGAAGUGUUGCAGUGCUGGUGGAAGAGGGAAAGAUUGAUACUGCUAAUUACCCUGGCUUGUAUCCCAGUAACGUGAAGUGCCAUUGGUUCAUUGAAGCCCCAGUAGAGAAUGUCAUAAAGCUGGAAUUUGAAGACUUUGCUGUUGAAUUCAGCGAGGGCUGUAUCUAUGAUGCAGUUGUCAUUUACAGUGACACACAAGAUGAGCACCAGCUGGCCAAUCUGUGUGGGUUCUCAACCCCCAGCCCAAUUCUGAGCCCUGGCAAUGAAAUGUUGAUACAUUUUGAAAGCGAUGGUGAGAACAACUUCAGAGGGUUUAAGGCCAGAUUCACCUUUGUUUCUUCAGACUCUUUUAAUCCUUUCCAACCUGGAUUGGGGGAGGAAAACUUGAAUCCGUGUGUCACUCACUAGCUUUCUGGCUGUUGUGUUGCAGAUGUCUGUGGCUUUCCCCCAUUUAGUCCACAGUGGCUGUCUGGACGUGUUGUCGGGGGAGAAGAAGCAUGUCCCCAUUGCUGGCCUUGGCAGGCAGGCUUGCAAUUUUUAGGUGACCAUCAGUGUGGCGGUGUCAUCAUCAGUCCAACAUGGGUACUCACAGCAGCCCACUGUAUACAGUCAACAAACAGACCACUGCAUUGGACUGUCAUCGUGGGAGACCAUGAUAGAAUCCUGAAGGAGUCAACAGAACAGGUGAGAAGGGUGAAAACUAUUGUGGUGCACCCUGACUUUGAUACUGUGAGCUAUGACUCUGAUAUUGCACUGAUCCAACUGGAUGUCCCUCUGGAGUAUAACACUGUUGUGAGGCCAAUAUGUUUGCCCAACAGCACACAACUGUUACCUUCCUCUGUUCUGUGCACCACGACUGGCUGGGGGAGCACCCAAGAAGAUGGGAGCCUUGCUAGUCGACUGCAGCAGACACAAGUACCCAUACUUGAGAGUGAAGUCUGUGAGAAAAAUUACUAUUUUAAUCACCCCGGAGGGAUCACAGCUAGAAUGCUUUGUGCUGGUUUUGCUUCCUCUGGAGGGCAGGAUUCCUGCCAGGGUGAUUCUGGUGGCCCAUUGGUUUGCUAUAAUGAAAAAGAGCCAUUUAUUCUUUAUGGCAUCAUCAGCUGGGGUGUUGGUUGUGCCAGGCCAAAGAAACCAGGAGUUUAUACAAGGGUGAGGGUCUUCCUGGAUUGGAUCAAAUCCACAAUAAGAGAGAUUGAACCAAAUGCACUUCAGGUAAGUAAUGAUGGACAUGAAACCUUAACACAGACACCAAUGAAACGGCCUACAAAACUAACAGGAGCUGCAUACAGACAAGAAUGUCCAUCGGAAGUGGAGUUAACAGAGCCCAGAGGUUUCUUCUCAUCCCCUUGCUCAUCAGGCUACAUGGGAAGCUUGAAUUGCUCUUGGGUGCUCAGAAUGUCCCCCAGAGGCAUGGCAAAGCUCACAGUAAAGCAUCUGUCAAUACCAGCCUCACGGAACUGCCAAGUGGAGCUCCUAGGGAUAUAUGAAGAGAGCCAAAGAGGAAGAAAAGUAGUAGCUGAACUAUGUGGUGUCUUGCAGUCACCUAGGACCUUUCUGAGUCCUGGCCCUGUGGUGAAAGUGGUGUUCCAUUCUCUUACCCUUGCAGCCUUUGGCAUUGAGUACAUGGUCUUCAGAGUCCAAGGGCCAAAGAUUGGAAAGACAGUGAAACGUCCCAAGGAUGUGAACCAAGAAUUGUCACGCUGCAGGGAUGUCAUUCUCACAGACCUGGAAGGAUUGAUCCAGUCACCAGGCUAUCCCCAUGGCUAUCCUAAUGCCACCAGCUGCCACUGGCGAAUUGUAGCCCCGUUAAAAUCCAUUAUUCGGCUUGAUUUCCUGGCCUUCUGGACUGAAGAGACUCUGUCUGGUUGCCAUGGACAACUGAUGGUGUAUGAAGGAUUUGAGCCAAGCAAGGAGUUAAUAGGUAACUUCUGUGGUGAAAUUUCACCCUCUCCUUUAAAGUCUGAUGGUCCAGUGGUGACGCUGACCUUCACGUCCAGUGCUGAAGUGGCUACAAAAGGGUUUGUUCUGACCUACUCUUUCCAUGAUCUACAACCUGGUUCUGCAUUAGGAAAGUUGAAAGCUGCUGAAAAAGGGUGUCCAGUCUUGGAUCUAAUUCCAGUUGGAUCUGCUGAGAUAACAUCUCCUAAUUACCCCAACACUUAUCCCAACAUGCUGAACUGCACGUGGACAGUUUAUUCCAUUUCAGGAAAUAGGUUGAAAGCUGUGAUCAGAGACUUGGUAACAGAGAAUGCAAGAGACUGCAUUUGGGACUCUUUGAACAUCUAUGAUGGCCCAAAUCACUCUUCAGGGCUCCUUGCUAGUUUAUGUGGCCAAAAAAAGUCUCUCAGCCUGUUAUCAAGCAGCAGCUACCUGACUCUACAUUUCAAGACGGACAGGUCUGUGGGGAACAGAGGCUUUAAAAUUCUGUUUGAAGAGGUGAAUCAGUGGCCAGCACAGAAGAGUAGGAGUGGCAUAGAACUUGAAAGCAAAUACAAAUGUGGCAUUCCAGUGGUGGAUCCAUUCCCAGUGGACAAGUCUGAGAUGAAUGUGAAAGCAGUCAGUGAAGAGCCAGGCAAGCCAAGGAUGGUUGGGGGCAGCCCAGCACUUCAAAUGUCCUGGCCCUGGCUGGUCAGUCUACAAUACGAGAAUGAGCACUUCUGCGGAGGCUCUCUGAUUGCUGAGAAGUGGGUCCUAACAGCUGGACACUGUAACUUCAGUGCUCAGACAGACAGGAUAGUUCUGGGGAAAACGUAUUUGUUGCCAAACAUAAAAGGCAACAACCCUGUCCUUGUGAAAGCUGUGCACACGCACUAUAACUUCAGUGGAUUUCCUUCCAGCAAUGACCUCUCUCUCUUGGAACUGGAGAAACCCAUCAAACUCGGAGACUCUAUAGCAAUAAUUUGCUUACCAGAUAGGGAUGAGGAAAUAAGCAUUGAUGCAAGAUGCUUAACAGCAGGAUGGGGAGCAACAGAACCGGGCAAGGAUGAAUACUCCAUCAGGCUGCAGCAGACAAAUAUACCUCUCCUCUCCAACGAGGCCUGUGUGAGCUACUGGGGACAGGAUAUUAAAAAUACCAACAUUUGUGGUGGAGCUGCUGGAGCAACUGCUUGCUCGGGAGAUUCUGGAGGGCCACUGAUAUGCAUAAUAAAUGGUUAUUAUAAGCUGAUCGGCGUUGUGAGCUGGGGCAGUGAUAAUUGCCAUCCAAAGUCACCAACGGUUUAUACCAGAAUUUCUGCCUACAGGGAUUGGAUUUCCUCAGUCACUAAUGGAAAAGUGUGAUUGCUGAACUGAACUCUUAUGUAUUCCUUUUUAAAUGGGGAGGAAUGUGUGAAAUAUGCCUGGUAAAAAUACCCAAUAAAUAUGGCAGCAUCUGUCACAUACCCUGAUUUUCUUUAAACAUCUAAAGUGACUCUGCUAUCUCAGCUGUCUUCUUCUAAUGGUAAAUCUAACACUCUGGCAACUCUAGCAUGAAAAAUCCAUCUCCCAAAAGGUGUAUGUACAUGAAUACACAUCUCUCCUUAUAUGGUUAGCGUUGCCAUUAUUAGGGCCAAAUUCUC
Messenger RNA from Trachemys scripta elegans, 4904 nucleotides. It is a transcript of the gene OVCH1, whose product is annotated as ovochymase 1. Gene Ontology annotation, molecular function: serine-type endopeptidase activity. NCBI's taxonomy places the organism in Eukaryota, Metazoa, Chordata, Testudines, Emydidae. Gene Ontology annotation, biological process: acrosome reaction; proteolysis. The record is from RefSeq and is a predicted model, not a curated record. The transcript is spliced from 34 exons.